Molecule: messenger RNA, 1446 nt
Organism: Panicum virgatum (switchgrass)
Lineage: Eukaryota; Viridiplantae; Streptophyta; Magnoliopsida; Poales; Poaceae
Product: F-box/FBD/LRR-repeat protein At1g51370-like
Exons: 3
Coding region: 1-1446 (481 amino acids)
Molecular function (GO): protein binding
Source: RefSeq, a predicted model, not a curated record
AUGGCCCACCAGAACCCCGCGCCGUUCGUCUACCUCGACGCCGCCGCUGCAGCCGACGCGCGGCGCCGCGGCACGGACCCGCACGUGCUGGAGCAGAGCACGCAGGACGUCCUCAAGUACAUCUACACGUGCCUCCCCAACGCGCCCGUCUACACCCGCGCCGCCCUCUCCGCGCUCCCCGCCUCCUCCGGCGACGCCGACGACCGCAUCAGCGCCCUCCCCUUCGGGAUCCUCCGCAACAUCGUCUCCCGCCUCCCCGCCAAGGACGCCGCGCGCACCGCCGCGCUCUCCCGCCGCUGGCGCCCCGUCUCGCGCUGCACGCCGCUCGCCCUCGCCGACGCGCACCACCUCCCGGGCCUCCUCGAGGGCCGCCUCCGCCAUCCCGCGCGCGCCGACACGCCGGCGCUCGCCGCCACCGUCUCCCGCGCCGUCGCCGCGCACCCCGGACCCUCCCGCGCCGUCCACCUCGUCUGCGGCUACUACGCCGACGCCGCGCGCCAGCGGGACCUCGCGCGCUGGUUCCAGACCUUCGCCGCCAAGGGCGUGGCGGAGCUCGUCCUCGUCAACCGCCCGUGGCCGCUCGACGUGCCUCUCCCCGCCGCGCUUCUCGAGGUCGCCACGCUCACCCGCCUUUACCUCGGCCUCUGGAAAUUCCCGGGCACCUCCGCGCUGCCACACCCAAACCGUGGCGCUGCCGCGGUGUUCCCGCACCUCCGCGAGCUCGUCCUCUGCUCCAUGGAGGUGGAGAGCCGCGACAUGGAGUACCUCCUCGCCGGGAGCCCCGUCCUGGAGAACCUGGGCAUAGUGGGAGCCAGAAAGAACGUGACGCACCUCCGCCUCGUCGGCCAGCACCUCCGGUGCGUGCAGAUCUGCUUGUCCGCAAUCGACAGCGUCGCCGUGGUGGACACCCCGAGCCUCGAGCGGCUCUUCCUGUGGGAAACCAUGGUACUCGACGGCUCCUGUGCUAGGCUCAGGAUCGGCAAAGCACCCAAGCUGCGUGUACUUGGAUACUUGAAUCCUGGAAUUCACAUGCUGGAGAUCCGCAACACCGUCAUCAAUGCCGGGAUAAAGGCAAGCCCAAGCACAAUGGUCCCGGGCAUCAAGAUCCUAGGAUUAAAUGUGCGUUUUGGAGUCCGCAAUGAUGUCAAGAUGUUGCCCACCUUCCUCAGAUGCUUUCCUAAUGUUGAGACACUGCAUUUUGUGUCACAGAAAACUGAAGUAGUCGAUGGCAAGGUCAACCUUAAGUUCUGGCAGGAAGCUGGUCCCAUUGGAAGCAUCCAGUCCUGCAUCAAGAUGAUGACCUUCCGUGAAUUCCGAAUGGAGCGAAGCGAGGUUGCCUUCCUCAAGUUCUUCUUCCAGAGUGCCCAGGUUCUGAAUGUCAGCCGGAACUCUCUCCGGCGGCCGGAUGGAACUCCGGCGAACUCUCACAACUCUCCGGUGAAAUGA